Molecule: messenger RNA, 3669 nt
Organism: Thunnus maccoyii (southern bluefin tuna)
Lineage: Eukaryota; Metazoa; Chordata; Actinopteri; Scombriformes; Scombridae
Gene: colgalt1a
Product: collagen beta(1-O)galactosyltransferase 1a
Exons: 12
Coding region: 169-2010 (613 amino acids)
Molecular function (GO): procollagen galactosyltransferase activity
Source: RefSeq, a predicted model, not a curated record
CGCCCCACCCCUUUAAAUCGCGGUGUUGUCACAUCAAGAGCUGUAGGCUCAGAUUUAGCUCUUUCUGUGAUGACCGUGCAUAUUAAAGACACAACUUUUCUAUAGCCUCAGGAGCUAUAAUCCAUCCGGAGUUGUUGUUUCUUCAACAUUUCCUAAUUUACCGUUGCAAUGCACGGUCUCGCCGGGCUCGUCUGCCUCCCCGCCACCCUGGUCCUCUUUCUGCUAUCCUGCUGGAGACCAGCCCGGGGAUAUUUUGCGGAGGAGCGCUGGAGCCCCGAGUCUCCGCUGCUCGCUCCCCGGGUCUUCGUCACCCUCAUCUGCAGAAACUCCCAGCACUCUUUACCGUAUUUCCUCGGUACUAUUGAGCGCCUCAACUAUCCAAAGGAACGCAUGGCACUGUGGGUAGCGACCGAUCAUAACGAGGACAACACCACAGAUAUUCUGCGUGACUGGCUUGUCAAGGUGCAGAACUUGUACCAUUACGUGGAGUGGAGGCCGAAAGAGAAACCCAGACGCUAUGAGGAUGAAGAUGGUCCGAAGCAAUGGACAGAUCUCCGUUAUGAGCACGUGAUGAAGCUUCGGCAAGUAGCGCUGGAGUCAGCUCGUGAGAUGUGGGCGGACUACUUUAUGUUGGUGGACUGCGAUAACCUUCUCACCAAUCCAGAUGUGCUGUGGAAGCUCAUGAAAGAGAAUAAGACCAUUAUAGCUCCAAUGCUUGAAUCCCGUGCAGCCUAUUCGAACUUCUGGUGUGGAAUGACCUCCGAGGGUUACUAUAAGCGCACCCCUGCCUAUUUGCCCAUGAGGAAGCAUAUGCGGAAGGGCUGUUUUGCAGUUCCCAUGGUCCACUCCACUUUCCUGAUAGAUCUCAGGAAAGAGGCGUCAAGGCAGCUGGCCUUUCACCCGCCACAUCCAAAAUACAGCUGGGCUUUCGAUGACAUCAUUGUGUUUGCCUUCUCUGCUCGGAUGGCAGAUGUUCAAAUGUUUGUAUCUAACAAAGAGACCUAUGGUUACUUCCCUGUGCCAUUGCGAUCCCACAAUACUUUGCAAGAUGAAGCUGACAGCUUCUUGCACUCCGUGCUGGAGGUUAACGUGCGAAAUCCCCCAGUGAUGCCUUCCAAAUACAUACGUGUUCCUAGCAAACAACCUGACAAACUGGGCUUUGAUGAGGUGUUCAUGAUAAACUUGCAGAGGCGGACUGACCGCCGAGAACGUAUGCUGAGGGCAUUGUAUGAGCAGGAGAUGACUUGUAAGGUCAUUGCAGCUGUCGAUGGAAAAGCGAUGAAUGUCAGUGAAAUUCAUACUAUGGGCAUCCAUAUGCUCCCUGGAUACAGUGACCCUUAUCACGGCCGCCCGCUUACAAAGGGAGAGCUGGGAUGCUUCCUUUCCCACUAUAACAUCUGGAAAGAGAUUGUAGAGCGAGGCUUGAAAACAUCUCUGGUGAUUGAAGAUGAUCUGCGCUUUGAGAUCUUCUUCAAAAGGCGAUUGAUGAACUUGAUGAAUGAAGUGGAGGAAGAAGGGCUGGACUGGGAUCUCAUUUAUAUUGGUCGGAAGAGAAUGCAAGUGGACCACCCAGAGAAAGCUGUUCCCAAUAUACAUAACUUAGUGGAAGCUGACUAUUCGUAUUGGACUCUAGGCUAUAUGAUAUCAUUACAAGGUGCAGAGAAGCUUAUGAAAGCAGAACCAUUAAAGAGGAUUUUGCCAGUGGAUGAAUUUCUUCCUAUCAUGUACAAUAAACAUCCUGUGUCUGACUACAUGGAGCAGUUUGAGACCAGGGACCUGAAGGCAUUUUCAGCAGAGCCUCUUCUAGUGUAUCCAACCCACUACACUGGCGAUUCAGGUUACAUCAGCGACACAGAAACCUCCACAGUGUGGGACAAUGACAAGGUCCGCACAGACUGGGACAGAGCGCGCUCAGGAAAAACUCGGGAGCAAGCUGAGAUCAGCACUGAGGCGCAGAACUCAGAUGUGCUCCAGUCUCCUUUGGACAGCACAGCACGGGACGAGCUAUGAAAGGAACUGAAUGAAGACCUUGAAGGUGCUUAGAGCAAAUCAUAUUAGUUUUUCAAUUAUGUUUCAUCUAUGAUACCCUUGAUUUUUGCAUCACAGCGGGGAUGUGACAAGUUAAAAAAGGGAUCAGGUGUGUUUUCUGUCGAGUCCGUUUUUAGUUUUUACGUUAUAAAGGCACUAGACUUGCCAUAUGGAAUGGCAUUUGCAGUACCCAACUUGUGUCUGUCAUACAGAAAUGAACCUAUAAGCAAAGAGCUCAAUUGGACUGUCACAUUUCAGUCUUCGGACAGUUAGCUACAUUGUCAUAAUUUGACAUUACACUGUGAAAUUUUAUUCAUAAAAUUCUACAAAUGAAUUAGGCUACAAUUAUAUGUGACUGAAAUCAAGAUUUAGACCGACAUUCAUGUCUUCAAUCAGCCAGCAGUUAGUCUAAGUUCAAUGGUCUCUGUUGUGAAAACUGCAAGAGGAGAAACAUCUGCAUGUCCUUUGAUUUGAUCUUUAGUAUUUUCUCUUACUAAAUUUCAACAUGUUUGUCAUUUGAAUAAUCAUUAGUUAACACUUUAGAUGCUUACAGCUGAGCUUUACAAAACACACAAGCAACAGUUUCUGUUAACCCCUAAUCGCUGAUUCAUGGUGCUACUGUAGUGUAGAAACCAUUGAAAUCUGUUAUUUCUGUGUCCCUUGGUGCCACUUCAGGAUUGUUUCCAGACCAAUAUUGCCAACCAGCUGUUGACAGGGUUAUAGGCGAGGCAAACCAUUGUACACGCCUUAGACUUGGUGGUUUGGGAGGAACAUGGUUACAAAUGCCCUUCAAGGUCCCGCAAAAAGGCCUCACCCAGGCACAUCCAAACACACAUCCGUCAGUCUCUCCACCUCUUAAUCACACUUCCACUGUUAAAUCUGAAUUUGAGCAUUUUGGGUGAGCAAGACUUGAUAAAAGGCCCCUGCGAGGGAUAAGAUGUAAAGUUUGGAUCAUCUUGCUUUUCACAGCUUUUUUUAUUCUGUCGUGGUUUUGACUCACAUGGCUACACCAAAUCUCCCAAGAAGUUGAUUUCUGCUGGUUAACUUAAGUUCACCCACAGAUCGUGCACAACAAUGUUUGUGGUCCAUUGUGCCAACAACAAAUAAUAAAAUGUUUUAUUUUUAAAAAAAAAAAAUUGAAUUUGUGAAUACUGUGAUUGGAUGUGCGCUGUCAUGCUAGUGUAAGCAGUUGUUCACUGUUAAUGUAGGUUGUCUCUAUUUAACUUAUGACAGGGGAAUGCUGUUGCCAAUUAUAAUAUACUGUGAACACAGGCAGGCAUGAGAAACAGUUAACAUAACUUUAUUCUUUAGAGCAAAAGUUCACUUCAUGACAGAACAUUUUGAUGUAUUAUUGUAGCAUCCUUUGUGGGAUUAUUGAGACUUCAUUUCCACCUCAUGUGCAAUGGGACCUGCACAUGGAUCUGCUCAAGGAUGGUGCGCUAUCCAUUGCAUUAACUUUACAGUCACUGAGAAACACACUGAUUGGGUACAUUAGCCACUGCCAAGCAUGUAGCACUGAGCUUGUUCUCACUUGUUUUAUCUAGGUUAUCCUCAAGGUGUCACCAUUUUACUGGCAGGCUUCUUCAACUUAAUUACUGUUCAGUACUACUGGAUGGAGGACAUUUUGAGAUAUGUUUGAUU